AUGAGGUCCGCAUACCGCCCGUCAACAACGGCGGUUGCCCUGGUCGCAGCUGCUUGCCUACCGCUGGCUGUUAGCUUCAACUCCAUCCGGAUCGCACAUGAACAGCACCAGCGCCACUUCGGCCGUUCGCCGGAAUGGCACAGCGGUAUCAUCGGCCGCGGCGAGACAGUUGGCCACGCAAGGCCCAGCACAGCUCGUGGGUGUGCUUCCCGAGGCGCGGAGGUGGCUCUAACGAGAGAGGCCGGAAAGAACGGAAAGCUUGCGAAGCUCCUAACGGAUGCGGGCAUUUCCAGCGUUGAGGUCCCCUGCAUCGCGCACCAAGACGGGCCGGACCUGCCCCUGCUGCCCGCCGCCCUCGCCGACCCGGGCCUCGCGUACGUCGUGGUCACCUCCCCGGAGGCGGCCAAGGUGUUCCUUGCCGGCUGGGCGAAGGCCGGGGUGCCCGGGGUGCCCGUGCCCGUGGCCUGCGUCGGCAAGGCCACCGGGGACGCGCUCCGCGCGGGCGGAGUUUCUCCCGUGUUCACCCCGUCCAAGGCGACCGGCGAGACUCUGGCGGCGGAGAUACCUCUUCCCCCCUCCGCCCCCGCCGAUGACACUGCGGCCGCCGCGGCGGCACCAUCAGAGGCGGAAGAAACAACGGGUGCAGGAGGGGAAGGGGGAUCGUCGUCGCCGGGAGGCGGCCCUCGAGUUCUCUACCCGGCCUCCGCAAAGGCGCAGAAUACCCUGGAGUCCGGGCUGCGGGCGAGGGGCUUCGAGGUGCGCCGGCUCAACACGUACGACACCGUGCCGGCCACCUGGGACGAGAGCGCCGAGGCGGCGGCGGCGGGAGCGUCGGUGGCGGCGUUUGGGAGCCCCAGCGCAGUCAAGACGUGGGCGGCGCGGAUGGGGGUUGUCGCCGCAGGUGUAGGGGGAGCUGGAGCAGAAGGCAGUGGCGGGGGGGAAAGCGGUGGAGGUGGGGCGCUGGCCGCUUGCAUCGGGGAGACAAGCGCGCGGGCGUGCCGAGAGGCCGGGUGGGCCGAGUCGGCGAUUUUUUACCCUGAGAAGCCUGGGAUGGAGGGGUGGGCGAAGGCUGUCGGCCAAGCGUUGGCUGCCGUGGAAACCUUCCCCUCCUCGCCCGCUAAGGCGGGGGCUAGCGCGGGGUAA
This is a messenger RNA of Ectocarpus siliculosus, 1143 nucleotides long. NCBI's taxonomy places the organism in Eukaryota, Phaeophyceae, Ectocarpales, Ectocarpaceae. The record is from the annotation of a GenBank genome assembly.